AUGGACUCGGAUCGAGGCAGCGUGCCGCCUGGCGACUCUGAAUAUGGAGAGGAGUGGGCUCAGGAUCUGCGGAUACGCUUCGAACAGCUGCUAAGGACCAAGAGACUGAAUGAAUUGACCGAGAUCUCGCGAUCGAGGCAGGGCUCGCCAUCACCCCGCGAACGAGCCUCUUCUAACGACCUCCGCGCCCCAUCAUCGCCAGGUCUAGGGCGACCAUCGACAUCACACGGUGGACCCUCCGGUGCGACACCCCCAUCAUACUCAUCACUGCGCAACCUGCCUAAGAUCCCUACACCACCCGCAGCGAAUGAUCGCGAGUCACAAAAAUUCCGAAACCUACUCAUCACUUUAUCAACGACCCCGACAAAGUACGAAAACCCAGGCUUGCUUGACGAGGCUCUACAAGUCAUUCCCUUGGAUAGAAUUUACGGCGAGGCCGAGGAAGAGAGUCAGGUGUUGCAAGCACAGGCUGAGAGCAUGGGCGACGGCCGCAAACCUGAGUGGGGCUAUCAGGAUUGUGUCGUCAGAGCUCUAUUGAGAUGGUUCAAGCGCUCCUUCUUCACGUGGGUCAACAAUCCUCCGUGUCCCGUAUGCAUGUCACCUACAAUCGCCCAAGGCAAGACAUCGCCUACCCCAGAAGAGAACGCAUGCGGUGCCCUCCUGGUCGAGCUUUACCGAUGCUCGAAUGCUGGCUGCGGCGCCUUCGAGCGCUUUCCGCGGGCUGUCGGCGGUCGUGUACGCUGGGUUUGGAACGCCGAGGAUCAUGUAUGGACCGAAGUCUACUCCGAACACCAGAAGCGAUGGAUCCACGUCGACGUAUGUGAAGAAGCCUGGGAUAACCCUAGGCUCUACACAGAAGGCUGGGGCAAGAAGAUGUCGUACUGUGUCGCGUUUUCAAUCGAUGGCGCCACUGAUGUUACUCGACGCUAUGUGCGAAAGAGUGAGCACUCUCUGGAGAGAAGCAAAUGCCCAGAGGAGGUCAUGCUUUACAUCAUGCAAGAGAUCAAGAACAUCCGCCGUUCCAAUAUGGGCAAGGAGGAGCGCUUCCGACUAGAGAAGGAAGAUUCUCGGGAGGACCGUGAACUCCGAAGCUACGUAGUGGCAUCCAUUGCACAAGCUGUCACUGAGCUUGUCCCUGGCGCCAGCGAAAGCGGACCGAGCACUUAUCGCGGUGCGCGCAGCCCUGUCCGCGGACCGACAUCGUCGUCCGAAGAUACCAAGUUGCCUGCUGAGCAACCUGGACGCCAGAGUGGUAAUGCGGAUUGGGUUGCUGCACGCGGCGAGAACGGCCGGAGACAACAGCAGCAAUAUCCCCCGCCCCAGGAUCCUUCACAACGACGAGGCUUCCCAUAA
This is a messenger RNA of Phaeoacremonium minimum UCRPA7, 1353 nucleotides long. RefSeq names its product putative transglutaminase-like superfamily protein. Gene Ontology annotation, biological process: protein quality control for misfolded or incompletely synthesized proteins; glycoprotein catabolic process; protein deglycosylation. Gene Ontology annotation, molecular function: peptide-N4-(N-acetyl-beta-glucosaminyl)asparagine amidase activity. Bases 1 to 1353 code for a protein of 450 amino acids. The record is from RefSeq and is a predicted model, not a curated record. The transcript has 3 exons. Gene Ontology annotation, cellular component: cytosol; nucleus. Lineage: Eukaryota; Fungi; Ascomycota; Sordariomycetes; Togniniales; Togniniaceae.